Messenger RNA from Zophobas morio, 672 nucleotides. Its product is annotated as protein FAM210B, mitochondrial-like. Gene Ontology annotation, cellular component: mitochondrion. The record is from RefSeq and is a predicted model, not a curated record. The transcript has 2 exons. Lineage: Eukaryota; Metazoa; Arthropoda; Insecta; Coleoptera; Tenebrionidae. Bases 103 to 615 code for a protein of 170 amino acids.
GACGUAUGACGUUUAAUUGACAAAUGCCAGCUGUCAAAACAUGACACGCUAGUUUUAGGUUAAGUCCAAACUCGAGUGUUUUUCACCGAUGACUUGACGAAAAUGGCCCUUCUCGUUAGAAACAUUCCUCGCCUUCGCGUCAACCCCCAAAGGACGUUGUGUUGCCUUCCCCAAAACCAAUCCAGUAGGUCUCCUUUAUUUUUGUUCCGUCCACCAACAACCCCUCACACUGUGUUCGGCUCUCUAUCAACACGAUUCUAUAGUACGCAAAAUCCACCACCAAACAACACCCCAGUCACCCUCCAACAAAAACUAAAAAAAGCAGUGGCGGAAUAUGGCUCCACGGUGAUUGUUUUUCACGUGGGGAUUUCGCUGCUUUCGUUGGGUGUCUGUUAUUUAUUAGUAUCAAGUGGUUUGGACGCCCAAAAGGUGAUGAGUAUGGUGGGUAUUGAGGCUACGAAAGUGGCGGCGAGCGCUGGGACUUUCGCCGUGGCCUACGCCGUCCACAAAGUGUUCGCUCCAGCAAGAAUAAUGGUCACGUUAACGGCGACCCCCUUCAUCGUGCGCUAUUUACGUCAAGUCGGUUUUCUGAAGAAACCACCUCAAACUAAAUAAAAGAUUGUAUUUAAAGAGUUUAUUAUUAAAUAAGUGACAUUUUUUUAUAAAAGUUAA